AUGGCUGGCCCUGCAUCCGCUAAGAAAAGCCGCAAGAAGAAGGUGCUACCUGCAGCCACAGACGUUAGCAACGGAGACCCUGCGAGCAGUGCUCAGGGCCCUCAGCCUCGUCGAUCGGCACGCCACAUCGAUGUUGGACUGAAAGAGCUUGAGAAAGAGAUGAAAAGUCAGAAACGGGCUGAGCAAACCGCCUUUGAGCAAGCCCGAGAGCGUGAAAUUGCCAAUCCGACGAUCGUCCGGCCGCGCGAGGCUAAGGCCCUGGCAUACCAUCAUAAAAUUUGGCUACCCCCGAAAGAUAGAAAUAAGAAACAAGACGAGGAAAAGACUGAACCACCGAAAGGCAAGAAGCGAGGGCAGGAAGAGUCCGACCCAACACCUACUGUGAACGCAGGCAAGCGACGCCGCCUCGUUGAGAAUGAUUCGAAUGAUGGCGCAGGCCCAUCGCGCAAGCCCACGACCAAUGAUACCGACCCAACUUCCAAUAGGAACGACGAGAACCUGGGAAGCGCUGUUGCCUCUGAGAAUAGCGAGGAGUCCGAAGGCGACGAAGUUGAGUCCGAUGCUGUCCGCGAGGAUGAUGAAGACUUUGGUGUCGAGGAGCAACCCAAUGUCUCCAAACGCAAGGCGGAGAAGAUUGCGGAACAACUCCAACAAGGCACGGUGAAGUUUGUCUCCAAGUAUGGCACACACCUCCGUACACUCAAGCCUCCCUUGCGUCCGAGUGACGAUGAGGUCUCCAGCGGCGCGGACUCUGCGUAUAAUGCAGCCUCCCUCGACGCCGACAGCAGUAGCCCGACGGGCUCGUCAGGUGAAAGACAGCCUACCCAGCAAUCCGACGUGGACUCGGAUCCGGAGUGGACAGCAAUGAUCAAGAGACGCGCCCAACGCCGCCGUCAAACAGCUGAAGGCUCGGCCGUUGACAAGACGAAUAUGUUGCUGAACAAGGACAUCGACAAGGACGGCGUCAACAGCAAACUUGCCAAGACACGUCCUAUGCUCGCCGAGGAUCGCUUUCCCGGCGCCACACCCAGCCGCUCCGAGAAGCAGACUGAGCUGGGCGAUCUCAACGCCAAAGCACAUGCCCAUUCUUCCGAGGGUGCUGCGCGUGCGGCCUCAGACCAGCGCUUUAUCGUGGCCGUGGACGAGCGCAAGGACAAGCGCAAACGCCAAAAGGGGAAGGAGAAGGCAGUCAUCACCAGUGACGAGUCAGACGACGUCGAGGUGCAGGUAGUGGACAAGCGCAAGGACAAGCGCAAACGCAAGAAGGGGAAGGGGAAGGCGGUGGUCGCCGGUGACGAGUCUGACGAAAUCGAGGUGCAGCACCAACCGCCCGUAAGGCCACCUCAGAGAAAGGCACCUCAGUGGAUGUCGUCGUCCCCAGAGCCGACUGGUGCAAGCCGCGACAACGAUCACAGCUUGCCUGAACCGCCGCGCUCUCCGAGGUACUUCAUAAAAAAGGUUACGCAGAAAUCUUCAGUGCUGGAUAGAACGUCUGCAAACUCGAAGACUUCUUCUCGGAGCUUGCAAGUUGCGAAGCCUGCUGCAGCCGCAAUGGACAAUGGCGACCCUUCGUCCGACAUCGAGGACAGUCCCAACGGCACUCCGCAGAAGCGCGAGACCAUGUGGCCCAUCGAAACCUACCUCACGUACGGCGCAGAUGGCAAGACCGUCCUCGGCAUCAAUUCGCAACGUUCGGCAAAAAUGAAGUCGUUCCUCUCGGACUUGAUCGCACAUGAGCUGCCUCGUGCGCUCCUUCGAGUGAACGCAUUCCCGGACAAGAAUGAGCGUCCUCAGAUGUUCUUGGACCUCAUGCUCGAAGCUGCUCAACGACUGAAGCACAACGACAUCACCGAAAGGCUAUUGGACGACUCGAUGUAUGCCCAGGGCCUCAUGCAGAUACCUGUUGACAGAAUGUCUAGUGUGCGAGGGCCGCACUACCUCGCCACCCGCGAUGUAACGCGUCCGUUACCGUCUAGCUAA
This is a messenger RNA of Rhodofomes roseus, 1980 nucleotides long. RefSeq lists its product as uncharacterized. Bases 1 to 1980 code for a protein of 659 amino acids. NCBI's taxonomy places the organism in Eukaryota, Fungi, Basidiomycota, Agaricomycetes, Polyporales, Fomitopsidaceae. The transcript has 17 exons. The record is from RefSeq and is a predicted model, not a curated record.